Messenger RNA from Maylandia zebra (zebra mbuna), 1517 nucleotides. Its product is annotated as C->U-editing enzyme APOBEC-2. NCBI's taxonomy places the organism in Eukaryota, Metazoa, Chordata, Actinopteri, Cichliformes, Cichlidae. Gene Ontology annotation, cellular component: cytoplasm; nucleus. The record is from RefSeq and is a predicted model, not a curated record. Gene Ontology annotation, molecular function: RNA binding; cytidine deaminase activity. Gene Ontology annotation, biological process: cytidine to uridine editing.
CUUACCUCCCUUGACAGUAUAUUUCUUUGGCCAUGGAUGAAAAAUGUCAAACACUCGUGAAAAGAAGACAAAAAGAAGAAAAUUAAGUUGCUGAAAUCGCAAAGGAUGCAAAAGAAAAAAAGAACAAAGAACAGGAAACUGUGGAUAAUAGAGAAGUUGCAUCAGCUGAAGCAGCAACCACCAGUUGCCAUACUGGAGAUUUUCAGUUGGAGCCAAUGGAACUACCUCCUUUUGAAAUAAUUACAGGGGACAGGAUAGAUCCUUUUAUCUAUAAGUUCCAGUUCAAGAAUGUUGAAUACUCUUCAGGACGCAACAAGACCUUACUUUGUUACUUGGUGGAUAAAGGAAACACAUCAGAUGGACUGCUAAGAGGCUACCUGGAGGAUGAACAUGCUGGGACUCAUGCUGAGGAGGCCUUCUUCGCUCAGUGUUUGCCACAUUGCAACCCUGCAGUCAAAUAUACAGUCACCUGGUACGUGUCCUCCAGUCCCUGUUCAACUUGUGCUACAAAGAUAGCUGAACUAUUGACGGACCGGAAAAAUCUUAAGUUGAAUAUCUUUGCUGCUCGGCUGUUUGAGUGGGAGGAAGGAGAGAUCCAGGCUGGGCUGAGGACCCUGCACGCUGCAGGCUGUAAACUGAGGAUGAUGAAGCCUCUAGAUUUCUCUUACACCUGCGAUACAUUUGUUGAGAAUGAGGAUCAGCCUCUGAAUCUGUGGGAGGACUGCAAAGAAAAUUACGAGUAUUACCAUGAAAGACUGUCUGAUAUUCUAACACCAUAAAUUCUCAUUUUUAGCAUUUUGCCUUUUUUAGAGCUAUAAAGUUAUGCAGUGAUACUAAAUCUGUUAUCUGCUUUGGCAUUAUUUAUCUUUAAAUAACUUCUUUACAGUUCAGAUCUGGUACAGAGAGAUACACAGACAGAAACAGAGAUAUUUUUCAUAACAAAAGCUGAAAAUCCUAAUUAAAAAAUUUAUGUAUGUGUGGAUCUAGCCUUAGUGUCGGUAGAAAACUGGGAUUUAUGAGAUGGCCACAGUUACUAAUGUUGCUUUAAGCAGAUUAUUGUUAUUUGUUUGUUGUUGUUAUCUGAAAUUUUUUACAUUUCAAAUAACAAAGUUUCACUGCUCUGUCACCAGUUUACAGUAAGAAAUAAAAAAUAUAAGGAAAGCAAAUUCAAGCUGCUGGCUCUUUAACUUUUAGUAAAAUUCAUCCAGUUCAGUUGCACUCGCAAGCUCUAAAAACAAAAGAUUCAAAAAUGUUCUCUUCCUUUUUAUGACUAGGAUGAACCGUGAGUAUGGUGCAAGUAACAUGUUAAUAAGAAGUCGUGUUUUUGCUGGAAACAAUCAAGCAAUUGCACACUAAGACCCACAACUAAGGUGCAAUUACCCUGUAAUCACAUGCAAUUUCAGGUAAAAAGUUAGGCUUUUGCAGGAAUCAAUGAAACCAAUGCGCCUUAGUCUAAGGUUUUGGUCUCAUCUGACCAGAGCAACUUCUUCCACAUGUUUGCUGUGUCCCCCACAUGG